AUGCGUUCUACAUUCGCCAUCUCAUUGCUCGCUGGAGUUGUUGUAUCAGCAGAAGGCCUCCUAGAUCUUCCACUCGACAUCGCCGGUUUACUUGCUUCGCUCGGCCCAGCGCCUCCAACGGACCCUCGGUGGACAGACUGGCAUCCAGCAGGAAGCAGCGAUGUACGCUCUCCCUGCCCAGCCCUAAACAGCCUUGCCAACCACGACUUCAUCCACCGCGACGGCCGCAACAUGACCAUCCCGCACCUCAUCUCCGGCCUCGCUGCAGGCCUCAACAUCGGCGCCGACUUCACCACUGCCAUCAGCGGCGCCGGCUUGCUCUCCUCUCCCAAUCCGCUCGGCGGCUCCUUCGACCUCGAUGACUUGAGCCAGCAUAACUUCCCCAUUGAGCACGACGCCAGCAUGUCGCGUCAAGACGCCGCAUUGGGUAACCCACAGCCAUUUUACAAUCCAAACUGGCAGCAGUACAUUUCCUUUUUCGACGGCAAGGACCAAACAGAUGUGCCUACGGCCGCCAAGGCAAAGUACGCCAGGACGCAAGAUAGUCAGAAGCGGAAUCCAGAAUUCGUGUAUGGGUUGCGAGAAGCGGUGUUUAGUUAUGGCGAGAAUGCGCUUUAUUUGCAGACUAUGGGGUCUGAUCCGUUGUCAGGAAAGGCCAAGGUAGAGUAUGUGAGGAGCUUGUUUGAGCAGGAAAAGUUGCCGUUUGAGCUGGGUUGGAGGCCGAGUGUUCUGCCUAUUACGCUGCCUAGUUUGGGAGCCAUGGUUGUGGAGUUGCAGGCGAGCAGCCCGGAGCCUCUGCUUGAGGGCGCGAAGAUUGUGGCGGACUCGUACAAGGAUGUUUUUAUUGCUGUGGCUGGUGGGUCGAAUAUUCUGGGGAAUCUUACUGCGGGAAUCAGUGAGGCGUUGGGUUUGUGA
Alternaria burnsii is the source of this 915-nucleotide messenger RNA. RefSeq lists its product as uncharacterized. Gene Ontology annotation, molecular function: peroxidase activity. The record is from RefSeq and is a predicted model, not a curated record. The transcript has 2 exons. NCBI's taxonomy places the organism in Eukaryota, Fungi, Ascomycota, Dothideomycetes, Pleosporales, Pleosporaceae. Bases 1 to 915 code for a protein of 304 amino acids.